UUUUUAUUCUUUUCUCCAGCAGAAAACCUCCCGCCAACAACACCUAUAAGCUCUUCUUCAGUGAUACCAGAAACCGCCUCGCUGACAAACCCUCGAACUCGUCGCUGAUACCAGAAACCGCCUCGUCAACACACCUUCGACACCCACAGGGAUACCAGAACCCACACACACCCUCAAACACACCCUCAAACACACCCACACACACACCCAGACACCCACCCACACACACCCACACACACGCAACAUGGGGAAGUGCAUAGCCUACGUCGCCGCUGCCGUCGUCUUCACUGGCCUCGGGGCGCUCAUAGCUGGUCUGGCUGUGUGGUACGCCGUGCCCGAAGUCGCCGUAAAGUUUACGUCUGAGAGUCGACGAGCUGAGUGCCAACUUGAAUCAACUCAAAAUGUUUCUGGAACCAUCUACUUCCACCAGAGUUCAGAGUCGGGACCAGUAGAUAUUGGCGGAAACGUUACAGGACUCACCCCAGGCAAGCACGGCUUCCACAUCCACGCCUUCGGGGUCUCGGGCACCGACUGCAAGGCCGCCGGCGGGCACUACAACCCCUUCCAGAGCAACCACUCCGCGCCCAACGCCACCGAACGCCACGUCGGGGACCUCGGCAACAUCCUCGCCGGGGAAGACUCCGUUGCCUACGUUGAUAUUCUGGACAACGAGGUGACUCUGUUCGGCUGGUACUCCGUGCUGGGUCGCGCCGUGGUCGUCCACGCCGGCGAGGACGACCUGGGCCUCGGGGGGAACGACGGGUCCCUCUCCACGGGCAACGCGGGGGGGCGUGUGGCCUGCUGCACCAUCUUCGCCGUCCCUGAGUAGAGGGGGGGGGGAAGA
Molecule: messenger RNA, 844 nt
Organism: Penaeus indicus
Lineage: Eukaryota; Metazoa; Arthropoda; Malacostraca; Decapoda; Penaeidae
Product: superoxide dismutase [Cu-Zn]-like
Exons: 4
Coding region: 245-829 (194 amino acids)
Biological process (GO): superoxide metabolic process
Molecular function (GO): copper ion binding
Source: RefSeq, a predicted model, not a curated record